Messenger RNA from Cornus florida, 573 nucleotides. RefSeq names its product dirigent protein 23-like. The transcript has a single exon. The coding region runs from base 1 to 573 and encodes 190 amino acids. The record is from RefSeq and is a predicted model, not a curated record. Lineage: Eukaryota; Viridiplantae; Streptophyta; Magnoliopsida; Cornales; Cornaceae.
AUGAGGAAGCUAUCUGUAGUUCUAAUGCUCUGCUUUGUGGUCAUGACGAUACCAAUGGUUUAUGGAAUUGCUCAAGGACCCAAAGCAGUAGAAGAGUGGUUCAAAAAGCUCAGUUACAGAAAGCAAAAGGUAACAAAGCUCCACUUCUAUUUCCAUGAAACAGUAAGUGGCAAGAACCCAACUGUAAUGCAGGUGGCCCAGUCCAACAUCACCGAUAAAUCGUGGACCUCUUUUGUCCUAGUCAUGAUGAUGGACGACCCACUGAAGGCAGGGCCUGAGCCCACAUCAGAGAUCAUAGGUCGAGCCCAGGGACUCUUUGGUUCGGCUGGAUUGGAUGAAUUCGGUCUACUUAUGACCAUGAACCUUCAUUUCACGGAUGGAAAGUACAAUGGUAGCACCCUUGCGGUCUUGGGCCGGAACCCAGUACCCAAUUUGUACAGGGAGAUGCCAAUUGUAGGGGGGUCCGGUGUUUUUCGACUGCCACGUGGAAUUGCCACCGUGAAAACAUAUUCGUUUAAUGCUACCACGGCUGAUGCUAUUGUUGAGUACAAUAUUGUAGUCCUUCAUUCUUAG